Molecule: messenger RNA, 891 nt
Organism: Amphimedon queenslandica
Lineage: Eukaryota; Metazoa; Porifera; Demospongiae; Haplosclerida; Niphatidae
Product: adenosine monophosphate-protein transferase FICD homolog
Exons: 1
Coding region: 1-891 (296 amino acids)
Source: RefSeq, a predicted model, not a curated record
AUGGCGUCUUCUCCCCAAACCGCUCCUUCUUCACCGCCUCUGGUUAGGCUCCCUUUUUUGAAGGACAGUGAAAGUCCUCAAAAUGAGUGGGAAAAAUGCAAAACGAACCUCGAGAAAUGGAAAGAGGGUAGUUUAGUCGAGACAUCUCCGUUACAGAAUCUUCAAGACUGCCAGAAACGGAUGGUGGCCAAAUUAAUAUGGCGUACUAACCUCCUUGAAGACACUCUACCCGGGGGUGUGAAGGAAGAAGAGACCAUCAGCAUACUAGAAAAAGUUUAUAAGAAUGACGAAAAAGAGGAGAAUAACAGAUAUAGUGGCAGUGCCAUCGACCAAUUGGUGAAUCAUAUCAAGGCAUUGGAGUUUCUUCUUUCUCAUAUCAAAUCAGACCUCACGGAAGAAAUAAUAUUGAAGACACACGAGAUUAUGAUGAAAGGUCUUACUACUGAAGAAGGAUCCCCGAUACAUAAUGGAAAAUAUCGGCAAUAUUCAGUUUGUGCAGGUUUUCACACUUUCCCCUCGUACACUUGCAUACCAAAUGCAAUGGGUGACAUAUUGAAGACAUACAACGACCGGAUGUCAAUGAAAGAUCAUGAUCCAAUUGUUCUAGCUACGUGGGUAUAUUAUCAUGUUGUUUCCCUUCAUCCUUUUGAAGACGGUAAUGGAAGAAUGAGUCGAUUAUUGUGGUGCUAUUCUCUUAUGAAGGAUGGAUUACCGUUUCCUCCUUUAUUGACAUCAGGUCACAAGAAGUCACAAAAGCAUCUCGUCUCUUGUUUAAAGAAAGAUCGUGACCUGUUCUAUUCUAAUCAACCGUACACAACUACAUUGAGUGUUAUUAGCCUCUCUUUAGGUUGGUCUGACUUUUUAGAUACUUUAAAAUCACUUCUGAGUUAA